Gryllus bimaculatus (two-spotted cricket) is the source of this 5835-nucleotide messenger RNA. NCBI's taxonomy places the organism in Eukaryota, Metazoa, Arthropoda, Insecta, Orthoptera, Gryllidae. The record is from the annotation of a GenBank genome assembly.
UGUGUCGAAGAGUGUAUAUAACUGUAUUGGCACCAGAGUGAAUUUAAUACAUACAAAAUGUACUGUCGAGUGUCGCCGUCUCCUUAAAUCGAGGACCCGAAUGUGCACGACGAAUAGGAUCGGAAAUGACCGGACACACCGCGUACUUGCUCAGCAGACGCUGCCCGCAACUGCUGUGUGCUGUCCUGCCACUCCUGCCACCACUCGCAACAUUGUGAAGCGGGACUCGCUGCCAAGGGCGUAUAAGUGUAUUUUCUGACUUUUACACACCAAUUACAUCGCAUGGCAAAUACUGAACAGUAAUUAAAUAAUCGAGUGUUAUUUAGAAGUGUGCAAAUCAUGGAACUGCCUCAGAAGCUAACAACAGAUUUAAAGAUCGUUCAACAUCAAAUGAAACUCGAGAUACAAACUCACCAGAUAAUGAGGAUAAAGCAAGCCAAGGAUCCUAAUAACUACAAACUUCAUGAUGAUUUACGGGAAAUUGAGAAACGUAUAUCAAGUCUGGGAGAGAAACAGAACCAGCUAAUGAGAUGGCUGAGGAAGCUCAUCACUUCCAUUCCUUCGAAUAGUGCUUUAAUGGCAAAAACUAUUGCAACAGCUUUGGGAAUUUCUGUAAAUGGGACUCAUCCAUAUUCAGGGUUUAAUCCUAAUAAUUUAUCUCCCAUUAACAGUUGUAUAUCAAUAUCUAAAAAGAAUAAUGCUAAUAGUCCCACAAAAGAUCAAAUUCAAAGCAAUGGACUGCCAACUACUCCUGUAAAUCUUAAAAAUGAAACUGAUGAAUUAUCAGAUGAAGUAUCUAUUAAAGUGGAAUCUAAAGAAAAAUUUCAUGAAAGAGAAACAAAGUCUGUUUACAAAAAUGUACCCGAGAUUUAUUCAUCUCAAGGUAAAACCAGCAAAAAUCAGGUGUCGCAAAAUGCCAAUGAUAUGUGUCAGAAACAAAUAUCAACAGAAAACAAAGACAGUUCCUUGGAACCUUUAACAGCUGAAAAGGAAAAAUUCCUUUCUGCUAUCGGUUUAGUUACAAGAGAAAUUCUGAAGGAUCUUCAAAAUAGGCGAGUAGAAAGGAAAAGGAGAAGUACAGCUAACCAUACACAGUUUGUUUAUGGGAGCAAUUGGGAUAUUUCUUCUAAGAAACGAAAGAAGAGCAAUUAUCUCACUUCUUCUGGAAAACAACAGGUUACAAGGCAAGGAACAAAAGUUCAGAGUCCUCGUACUGAAACGCCAACUAUAUCUUCCAAGCUCAAUCCAACUGUGUCAAUAUUCAAAACUCCAUUACCUAUUUCUAAUCAGAAUCAAAACUGCUCUUCUGAUAACAUUGUAAAUAACAGUAUUUCCUCACAAAAGGCAGUUGUCAAGUCCGUGCCUGUUGUCUCAAGUGUGGAUAAUGAACCAGAUUCUGUUAGUUCUUCGGAUAUAACUACAUCAGUAGUGAUCUACAAAUGUAAAGAAGGAGGAUCAUGCUUUGUGUGUCAGAAGCCAGAUUCAAAUACCUUCGCUUGUGCCUGCAGUAUUAACUAUCACCAAUCAUGUGCUGAAAUUGUUGAAAAUUGUGUGGGGUGUGGUGGCCAGCUAAUAAAAGGCAACAUUACAGAGCGCAGAGCCGAGAAACACCGUUUACAAGAAAUGAAUAAUCGGUUGAACAAUGAGAAACAGGAGUUGGAAACACGCGCUGCUGAAUUGAGUGUUACCCUUGCGACACAAUCGGAAAGAAAGAAGAAGUUGCUGUCCCUGGAAGAAGACGUAAGAAGGAAGAUCCAACAUAUUCAUGAAUUUGUUGCGAUCAUGAAAAAUUCGCAUUCAGUUCCUUCAUCGUGAGAUUUGCUUAGAGUCAAGACUCUGAGACCAUCAUAAAUGUUUUUGUCACAGAGUCAAGACUCCAGAGAUAUGUGACCUCGCAACUUGUGUGUAAACUUGCCAAAUAAUUUCAAACUUUUUUUAUUUCCAAGUACUGUAUGGUAUCUGGAAGUACUAAGCAAUCGUUAUUAAUGAACAAAAUUUCAUGUUUUUUAUUAGUAAGAACCUGAAUCAGGUUUUAAACAUAAUAAUUCCAGUGAAAGCAAUAAGUGAGCAACGUUCUGUGUUCUGUGAAGAUGUUAUUUUGAUUGUAGAUAUCAAUUUUCCAAGCAUUGAAUGAAAGAAUUAAUGUUCCCAUUUUAAUUACGUUUAUGUGACAUUUAUCAUGCUAAGGGAGAAAUUGGCCUUAAACACAUUGGAGAUAAACCUAAUUGAUAUUACUCACGUAAAGAUAUUACUGCGAUCAAGUGUUAUUGCAAAUUUUAAGAUUGUUUUUAUCAUAAACUUUUAAAGUGUUUUACAGAAAACUUUCUUUGUUUCCCAAAAACACCAGGAAUUGCAAAUGCAGAUAGUCUUUCAUGUUUGGUCACAUGUUUUGCAGGAUAUUAUUUCUGGAACACAAAUGAAUACAGGGUUUCUAAACAUCUCCAUAUAUAAAUUAUGUGUAAAUAUGAGAGCGCAAAGGCAAAGUACAAAAUCUCAGUGUAUUGCUUCAGCUAAGGUUUGAUGUACAGUUGUUAAAUGUUUUCUCUAUGUAUGUAUAUAUUUAGUUUUUGUAAGUCCUGUUAUAUCUUCAAAACUUGUCAAAAGUUCAUGUUAGGAAAGAUAGCGCUCUUGACAAAGAGAGAAAUGUUAAUUCAUGCCAAAUAAUAAUAUAAUAAUAAUAAUAGAACUGACAUAAUCUAAAGUGAGACUGUCAUUCUCUAGCUCAUUAGUUGAUCAUUAUCACAUUAAAUGUGUGCAAAGAUUUAAUGCAAUUUUAUUCCAUGGAUGUUUUUAUUACAUUUUAUAAUUUUAUUGAUUGUUCUCAUAGCACUUCCAAUUUCACUGUAGUAUUUGGCUAGAGGAAAUAAUUUAUUAAUAUUGGCAUAUUUCAGCAAAUAGGUUGAAACUAAGGAAGUUUUUAUUGAGAGAAUUCUAGUUUCAUGAUGUCUUAGAAACAGUGAAAACUUGAAGAGACUGUGAAUAUGUUUUUGAUCUAAGGAUAAUUUGUGAUCUAGCAUCUGGGUUACAAGUUACAUAAAUUUGGAUAUCAGCAUGUAUACAUAUUCUAGUAGGUGUAUCUUUACACACUUGAAAUGAAAACAAAAUUUUUACUGACAAAACGACCGUGAAACUUUCCUUGUACUUGUUGCAAUUAUACAUUGUAUUGAUAUGUUCAUUGAUGAUGCCCAAUCUUUGAGAAUAGAAAAGAUUGCAUAGUGAUUUUAUGCUUUUUUUUUUUGUUUUUAUAAUACGUUAUUGAAUGGAGAGGAGAUGCCUGCUUAUGAAUAAAUGAGCAAUUUUCAAAUUUUGUAAAUUUUGCUUAAGAUGCCUCCCUUUUCUGAAUAUUAAACAUUUUUGAGAUUUAUAAACAAAAUAUUUUGUACCUACAAAGUUGUAGAUACUAUGGUAGGAUGGUCUUUAAAAAUUCCAAUGUGCCAAAUAAGUAAUUGGUAAUUUUACGACAAAUAACAAGUUUUAAUAAAGGGGUAUAGAUGCAUCAAUUAUGGGUUAUAAAUGAGUAAUAAAUUGAAUCAGUUCAUUUUACUUUUAAAAAGAGAAGUAUAUAACAGUUAUAUUGAUUUCUAAAACUUGAGGGAUUACACAGAUUCUGUGAUGGAAGAUGUCUUUCUACAAAAUAUAAUUUCUUUUUGCCCCAUUGCUUGUUUGACCAUCAAAUUUAGACUGUUCUCUUUGUCAUAAAUUAUUCAAAUGUUUGUGCAUUUUCUGAUUUGGGAUUGGUAGCUAGUAAGCAAGUAAGCAAACUCAGUUCUUCAAAAGUGGUCUUCAGGCUGUAAUUUCUAUGUAGUGGACAAAAUAAGCACUUGGCAGACCACUUUUGGGUUCUCCUAUUUCCCCUGCUUGUCAUUCCACAUUUUUCCAACAUUCACUUCAUUUUCACUAUCAUUACUCAUUAGGUCAUUACUCAUAGGCCUCUUUGGCCUAGCUGUGUUAACGCCAAUAAAUGAAAGAAAAGUUGUCAAAAAUGUCAGAAUUACGUUUUAAUUCAUGAUUUUGUAUCACUGUAGCAAGUACAGCAGAACACAGUGUGAAAUGAAUUUUGUGCUUCUUAAGAUGGAAAUUGUUUCUAUACAACUGUCCUUGGGACUUGGGACAACUUAUUGUGUCCUAUAAGUAGAUUCUCUUACGGUGAGAGUUUUGCUGCAGUUGGGACAUGGAAGAUCAUUCAGCAUCUGUGUACAUAUCCCUAAAAAUAACAAGUGCUAAUUAUUUGCGAAAUGUGAGUUACAUCAUCCUGUAAUGCAAAUUUCCUAGGCUGGGAAAUUCUCUGCAAGUUGGAUUUUUAUAUAUAAUUGACCUAAAAUUAAUCAUGAUGAUUUUAACGGUACAUGGGUGCUGCAGGUUGGGAAGGAGGAGUAAAAGUGCAAUUGCAUCUCGUCAAUGCGUGAGAAAAAAAUUAAGGUUAACUACAACUAAUCUGUUUUGAUACAAUUUUUAAGUAUCAAUGAUCCAAGUCCUUUUAUUAAAGGUCAAUAAGAAUUAUCAAUGGUACCAAAAUUACUAUUAUAAUUUUACCAAAUGUUUGGGGGGUGUUUUUGUUUUCUUUAGGUGACAUGCCUGGCAGUACCUAUGGUUGAAAAUUAAAAUAACAAGGAAGAGUUUUAAAUGUGAAAAGUGACAUGUGGCAUCUUUUUUUACAUUUUUUUUAAUUCCAAGGCCAUAAUGCAUGCAAUUAGUUUUUAAAACUUUUUUGGUGCUCGUCUCUGAGAUGACCUCUAUGUUGAGGUUUUAAGAGAUUUUUAAUAACAAUUUUUGUUAUCUGUUAUAACUAUUAUAAUUGUUUCUUGGUACAUAUUCAUUUCAUUAUAAUUUUAUUUUUCAUAUGAUUUAUUAUCUGCAUUUGAUCAGACUGUCAACAUUUGCAAAUUAAUUUUUAACUUGCUUUUUCUAGAAUGUUCAGGGCUUUAAAUCACUAGCCUUUGUAAAUGUGCUUUUGAACUUUUGCUAUUGGAUGUGAGGAAAAAGCAUUGGUGUAAUCUGUCCUGACACUGUUUCAGAUUAAUUGCUAGAGUUUUAAUUUGAUUCAGAAUUUGUAAUGUUUUGAAUAACUUAAGCAUGUCAGGGACGCUAUCUUCAGUCAGAAAAACCAAAACUGAAUGAAAUAAGAAAUUUUGAUAUAACAUCUUGUGUUUGCUUCAAUACAUGUUAUUAAUUUUUUAUUAAAACUUGAAAAAACUAGGUGUAAAAAUACAAAUUUGUGAUUUAUAAAAAAUGAAUGUAAAAUUAAUAUGAAAUCAUUGUGUUAUUUUUUUAAUAUUGGCAAUGUAAAUAUGUAAAAAGAGUAUGUAUGUGUAUGUAUUUGUGUGCAGAUGUUGGCAAGAGUGAUUCCUACUUGUUUCUGACUGACUCAUUAAGUUUAUUUACUUGUUAAUAUUAUUUAAUAUUUAAUCAUAUGAAAUAUUGGACUCCUCAUUCAGUACUAUUCAUUAUAGUUUGUUCAGAAAUUGCAGAACAAACAAUUAAUGUAUUAAAAUUAUGUAUUGUAUUUUGAGAAUUGACAUAAAGUACUUUAUUUUAACAUGUUUAUUAUUGUAACUCGCAGGAGACUAGUUUUCUUGAAACAACAAGUUUAUUUACUGUAAACCAUGAUGGCCUGAAAUAGAUUUUGGAUUUUUCCUUUGGUAAAAUUUUCUGUACCUAUUUUACCUACUCUGCCUUAAUUCGUAAGAAGACGAAAUAUAGUAAUCGUGUGCCGGAAGAUGGCGAAUUUUCUAUAGAAAAUCUCUUAUUCUGGGCCCUGGUCCUGAAGACUGAACAGAACUCUCAGAGAGCCAACAGGCGCCAAUCAGUCGCUGGUGUUUCAGUGCUCCAUAGAUC